AUGAUUGGUUCAAUUUCUGAUACUGUAACAAGUAAUCCUAAUACUGUGACUCAUGUCUUUUUAGAAGAUGGAUUCAACCAAAAAUUAACACCAGAAUACAAUAAUCAAUCCAUUCAUUAUUAUCAAAAAAUAAUUGGAGAAAUUAAAAAUAAUUUUAAAUUAAUUUACACAUUAAAUAAUAAUAAUAAUAAUAAUAGUAUAAAUAAUAAUAACAAUAAUAAUAAUAAUAAUAAUAAUAAUAAUAAUAAUAAUAAUAAUAAUAAUAAUAAUAAUAAUAAUAAUAAUAAUAAUAAUAAAAAUAAUAAUAUUUAUAUUAAUAGUAAUAGAUAUGAAAUAGAAAUAGAUGAAGAUAAUAAUGAAUUUUUUAAAUAUAAGGAAUCCUUUGAAUUUAAUAAUAAACGUUGUAUAGCAUUUAAAGAAGAUUGUAGUAUUUUAUCAAAAUUAGAAAAUAAUCAAAUACCAUCGAGUGUAAUGUUAUUAGAUGGAUUCAAUCAGAAAUUAAUACGAAAUAUAUUACCAGAAGGUAUUCUUUCAUUGUAUUUAUGUGAUAUAAGACAAGAAUUGAUAAUAGGUUCAAUUCCUAAUACUGUAGUGGGUGUCUAUUUAUUAGAUGGAUUCAAUCAAAAAAUAGAACCAGGUAUAUUACCAAAUGGUAUUAAAUCAUUGCACUUGUGUGAUAUAAAACAAGGAUUAACCAUUGGUUCAAUUCCUGAUGCUUUAGAGUAUGUCUUUAUAGAAUAUAGAUUCAAUCAAAAAUUAGCACCUGAUUUAUUUCCAGAAACUAUAAGAUUUCAAAGACUCCAAAGAUUUUUAUAUUAA
Dictyostelium discoideum AX4 is the source of this 819-nucleotide messenger RNA. RefSeq lists its product as hypothetical. The transcript is spliced from 4 exons. The coding region runs from base 1 to 819 and encodes 272 amino acids. The record is from RefSeq and is a predicted model, not a curated record. NCBI's taxonomy places the organism in Eukaryota, Evosea, Eumycetozoa, Dictyosteliales, Dictyosteliaceae.